Molecule: messenger RNA, 1674 nt
Organism: Lithohypha guttulata
Lineage: Eukaryota; Fungi; Ascomycota; Eurotiomycetes; Chaetothyriales; Trichomeriaceae
Exons: 1
Coding region: 1-1674 (557 amino acids)
Source: RefSeq, a predicted model, not a curated record
AUGCCAUCCACCACCAGAUACUUCGACUCCCCCAAAUUUCCCACGCCCAGUCUCCGAAGGAAAUCCAAAUCAAUCAACCACCACUCUCACCCCAAUCCAAACACGUCCUUCCCAGCUGGUGAGGCUUCGCCCGUGCGAUUGAAUGGCCCCGAGCCCGUUUAUACACCACAACCACCACCGCAACAAUCGAGACGACGAUCAAGUUGGUACUCUCAACGUACGGUGGGGAGUACAGCUGUAUCGCCUAUGCCGCCGCCACCGUUGCCGUUAUCGUCUGCUGCUGGAAGUGUACACAGUAAUCCAUACGGGCAAAUGAAUCCCUACGCUCCACAAACAGCUUCAACUGAUGAAAAUCAAUUAACUUCCGAAGCGCUGAAGAGCUCUGAUUCCGCUAUGCAGCGCGCUGCUCAAGACGCCAGAAGAAGAAGUGUCGAUUCCUGGGAAGAUGAUGAGCCGCAGUCGCCUGGUGGUGGGACGGCUGAGAACUCGUCCAGGAGCAGUGCCAGUGCGAGGUAUGAUACGUCGAGAGGACGGCAGCAGCAUACGGCCAUGAGUGAGUAUCUUAAAGAUCGGUCUUGGGGGUCAUAUCAGCAGCAGACUCAUCCUCGCGUGUCAGGGGUGGUGGAGAGGAGUGUAGAGACGCCGAUGGCACCGAGGGGACGAAGACAUGCGACGCCUAGGCCUAUUGAACCUGUGACACCGCCGCCGCCUCCACCAGCAGCAGCUCAAGGACAUACCGGCACGGUGAGUUCGAUCUUUCGACGGUUUUCGCUUAGUUCGAGUGGUGCAUCUUCGAGACGGGAUACGAGACGCGAAUCAGGGUCGAGCACGACGACUCUGCCGUUCGUCAUGGCAGAUGGUACCCAACGAGUUACGGAAACGCCGAUGGCAAGACAUGAGAGCCAGCGACGAAAAUCAAGCCUGGGAUUCUCUUCGCCUUUAUCGAUGCUGAAACAUAGAUUUGAGAAGACGCCAGUGCCUGAACCACAGGUACCGAUGAGGAGUUCGGCUUAUUCGGGUGCUGCUGAACCAUCGCAGACAUUGCCUGCGAAUGUUUACGUGCCACCUUCCAGGUCUGGUACGACUUCGCAGUUGGUGGCGACACCGUACUCUGCGACACGUCGUGGUCCUAGUCCAGUUAUGGUGGCGACUUUGCCUGAGCAUGUCUCGCAUCAGCAGCAGCCCAGGCACGAUGGUGCCUAUGCCUCAGGACCAGUUCGACCAGCAGUUCAGCCACAAAGUCUGAGAUCUGAAGGAGUACAAUCUGUGCCACCACCACCACAAUCAAAUCCUUACCUCUACCGGGCAAGCAGCAAAAAUAAGCCGGCGCACAGUACUCCUAUACGGACCACCGCCCCGCCUGCCUCCCAUCACAGCCAUGCCCAGGUCCUCCUCCGACCGAACCUCAUCACUUCCGUCGCCAGCUACAUGAAGACAGAGCUUCGUGACCCCUAUGAGUGUACCGACCAAGGAGCCUGGCUGGCUAUUGGGACGAUGCGUGGUCCGACACCCUCAGGCGUGCGGACAAUAAAUGCGAUCAUGGCCAAGGCGAUCGAGAAGGGGAAGCCGCAAAAGGGUCAGAAGGAGGUUGAGAAGAUGCUGAGGGAUCAGAAGCGGAGUGUGAUUGAAUGGGUGGAGGACUAUUUAAGGAUAAAGUGGGAGACACUUUUGUAG